Messenger RNA from Rana temporaria (common frog), 1517 nucleotides. Its product is annotated as tubulin beta-4B chain. Gene Ontology annotation, biological process: mitotic cell cycle; microtubule cytoskeleton organization. The record is from RefSeq and is a predicted model, not a curated record. Gene Ontology annotation, molecular function: GTP binding; structural constituent of cytoskeleton; GTPase activity. Gene Ontology annotation, cellular component: microtubule; cytoplasm. The coding region runs from base 75 to 1412 and encodes 445 amino acids. NCBI's taxonomy places the organism in Eukaryota, Metazoa, Chordata, Amphibia, Anura, Ranidae. The transcript is spliced from 4 exons.
AGAGCUAUGCGAAGGGCUCGAUACAUUACAGUCAGUCUCCUCCCGGCUUGCAGGAAAUAACAUAACAGGUCAUCAUGAGGGAAAUCGUACAUCUGCAGGCCGGCCAGUGUGGCAACCAGAUCGGAGCCAAGUUUUGGGAAGUAAUUAGUGAUGAACAUGGCAUUGACCCAACUGGCACAUACCACGGUGACAGCGAUCUCCAGCUGGAAAGAAUAAAUGUGUACUACAAUGAAGCCACAGGUGGCAAAUAUGUUCCCCGUGCAAUUCUGGUGGAUCUGGAGCCCGGCACAAUGGACUCUGUGCGGUCUGGACCCUUUGGGCAGAUCUUCAGACCAGACAACUUUGUCUUCGGUCAGAGCGGUGCUGGAAACAACUGGGCGAAGGGUCACUACACAGAGGGAGCAGAACUGGUUGACUCAGUAUUGGAUGUUGUAAGGAAAGAAGCAGAAAGCUGUGACUGUCUCCAGGGCUUCCAGCUCACACACUCUCUGGGUGGUGGUACUGGCUCUGGUAUGGGUACCCUCCUUAUCAGCAAAAUCAGAGAAGAGUAUCCAGACAGAAUCAUGAACACUUUCAGCGUCGUGCCCUCCCCCAAAGUGUCCGAUACUGUAGUAGAGCCAUACAAUGCCACCCUGUCUGUGCACCAGCUUGUAGAAAACACAGAUGAGACCUACUGCAUAGACAAUGAAGCCCUGUACGAUAUCUGCUUCAGAACCCUAAAACUCACCACACCCACCUAUGGAGACUUGAACCAUCUGGUAUCGGCCACCAUGAGUGGAGUCACCACCUGUCUGCGUUUCCCUGGCCAGCUGAAUGCUGACUUGCGUAAACUGGCUGUCAACAUGGUUCCCUUCCCUCGUCUGCACUUCUUCAUGCCAGGCUUUGCCCCACUCACCAGCCGCGGUAGCCAGCAGUACCGGGCCUUAACUGUGCCUGAGCUGACCCAGCAAAUGUUUGAUGCCAAGAACAUGAUGGCUGCUUGUGACCCACGUCAUGGCCGCUAUCUGACUGUAGCUGCCGUGUUCAGAGGCCGUAUGUCUAUGAAAGAGGUGGAUGAGCAGAUGUUGAAUGUCCAGAACAAGAACAGCAGCUACUUUGUGGAAUGGAUCCCCAACAACGUGAAGACUGCAGUCUGUGACAUCCCACCAAGAGGCCUAAAGAUGUCUGCCACCUUCAUCGGUAACAGCACAGCCAUUCAGGAGCUGUUCAAGCGCAUCUCUGAGCAGUUCACAGCUAUGUUCCGCAGAAAGGCUUUCUUGCAUUGGUACACCGGGGAGGGCAUGGAUGAGAUGGAGUUCACUGAGGCAGAGAGCAACAUGAAUGACCUGGUGUCUGAAUACCAGCAGUACCAGGAUGCCACAGCAGAAGAGGAGGGAGAAUUCGAAGAGGAGGCUGAGGAAGAAGCUGCAUAGACCAAGACAAACCUUUCCUAAAUUAUUUUUACCUGUUCUGUUCAUUUUAAUGUUCUCUUUUGUCUCUGGUUGGCUGUAACUAUUAAAACUUUUAAUGGUUUCUGA